Symbiodinium sp. CCMP2592 is the source of this 9135-nucleotide messenger RNA. The record is from the annotation of a GenBank genome assembly. Lineage: Eukaryota; Dinophyceae; Suessiales; Symbiodiniaceae.
AUGGGGAAAGGGCGCAUGAAGGAGGUAGAGACUUGGCACUCCUUUAUGGAGACGCUGAGUUCCUGGCUUGCCCUGCAGGAGGAAGCGUUUGUUCGGGAACUGCAGCUCUGUAUCCCCGUGAAAACGGAGAUUGUGCAAGCUGACUUGAAUCCCGAGACGGCAGCGCGUAGCUCCAAGCUGUUCUACUACUUGACGCAGUCCCUCGCCAAGUGGGAGCGAGGAAGCGAGCUCUUGAGGUCCUGCUCGAAGAGGCAGGGACAGAGCGCCUGCGGCUACGAGGUGAUUCGAACGAUUACCUCUCAGUACUCCAUCGUGUCACGGAUGGAAGCUGUCUUCGUGAGAGAACAGUCUUUGAAGUUGUACCAGCACGUUGGGCACAUGAAGAGGCCCACCGACUUGAUUCGACAUCUUGAGGAUUCGUUUUCGAAGUCUGAAGCGAAGCUGAGCAACUUUCCUGAGCUUAAGCUGUCUGAGGCUGACCGCUGCUCUGUUCUUUUGCAGAGUUUGAGCGCCGAAGUGAGACAGUACGUGGUUCUCCACGGGUCCAGUUCCGACUGGGAGGCCCUUCGGAAGACGCUCACCUACUACGAAGAGCAGCUGAAGAACGCGGUGGUGCUCCGAAGGGCAGAGGGAAAGGAGACAAAGGAAAGCCGAAAGGCAAAGGCGACCAGACUCCCAAGGGAUCUGGCCCGUGGUUCCGAGAAGGGCCGAGUCGGGAGGAAGCGCCACAGUGAUGGCGAUGAGGUUUUCCUGUCCGGGGCGAGGCUCUUCGGACCUAGCACCAUCACCAGCGUUGGAACUGCUCGGAACUUCCUCAGAGCCCUGCUGGAUCCCAAUCUGCGGCACAGACAAAGCAUUCACCCGCGCAGCUACAGCUUGUCCGGUGUUCGUCACAGCCUCUACACCAGCACCCCUCAGCCUCGCAGUAAGAGUGAUUGCAGCGGAAUCCCGAAGUCGGCGGCAAACUCCUCGAAGCCUGCCCCACUCUACUCCCGGUACUCCCAGAAAGCUGGUAAGCCCGGUACUCCGUUCAAUCGCAAUCAGUUUCUCCUGGGCCCGGUAAUUCCCGCAACACACUGCUCUGCACCUUCUUUUCCCGACACCAGCCUUCCUAGUCAACACUACCUUUCCUGGAAGUUGGACUACCGAAAUUCCCUCAGCGAUCCACUGGUCUACUUCGGAGGCUACAACCCGAUCAACGGAUUGGGAACUGCCUCGCAUUCCCGAGAUCACGAUGGUAUCGACCCUCAAUGGUUCUCGACUCCCACUGAGCCGCAUACCCAGUCCGGGACCGACGCCGCGCAAGAAUGCGCACUCCAAAUGGUAACAUGGGCGAACUUCUCAUCAGAGACGUUGGUUAUGGCACUCAACAACCACGAAGCGUCAACUAGAGACCCCUUUGAGCAGCUUUGCUGCUUCGGCAAUCAAGGCAUCAGGCCCACCUGCUGGCCCCCCUUGGGUGAUCCAUCAGCAGACGAAGUCUGGUCCGCCUGCACCAACUUGGGUAGAUCUGAAAUGUACUUGGCAGGCUCUUCGGGCCCGGAUCGACUGACACACGCGGAGACAUCGGCGGUGGUCCAGGUCCUCCACCCAGAGCUUCAGCAGCAAACUGGCGCAUGGUCUGUGAAACCGCGGUCUGCUACGCAACAGUUCAGCUUCCGUUCGAACAUAGUCACUGUGAAAGGGCUGUUGAAUAUUGUUGGUCUCUUUCCAAAGCUACAGUUUCCGGCUCGACAGCUGGAGGAUUCCUUCGCCUCCUCGAGACUGACUCCAUCCGCUGCCGACUACGGCGACGGACUUCGUGAUGGUGAUGGCGCGGCCGCGCCGCUAGAUCCCUGGGCGGAAGCCGCCCGGGCUGCUCAUCCUCCUGGUGACGUUGAUUCUCUUGACGGACACGGUGAAGACGGCGGUGGCACCCGCCGUGCUUGGCGGAGGACCGUGAGUGGAGAGCGGAGCCUCAGUGGGGGCACUACGAUCCUACGAAGCAUGCCUGGAACGGUGCCUGGCCCGACAGCUCUCAGUGGGAGACCUCGUGGACGUCCGGAUGGAACUCUGGAUAUCAUCAUGGCUAUGCCUGGUCUGGGAAUGCUGCGCCUGGUGCUCCCGGAGAUGGCGGAUGGGAAACUUCGUGGACCCGUUCUACCUCUGGGACCGAACACGCCAUGGGAGACCGAAUGGACCCGUUCUACCGGUACGAAUUCCUCCAACAAUCCUUGGGAGAUGGAUUGGAAUCGCAAUGCCAUUUCCGGGGAUGCCUGGCAGCAGCGAUCUUUGACCUCAGACGGGAAUCCGUCCCGGCCACCUUCUUCCGAUGAUGGGGAGCGUCGCGGAGCUCUGAGUGAAAGGAUGUCUGUGCCUUCCUUCUCUGCGGACAACAACGGUGACGAACUUGGUCUGUCUGCUCGCAGCUACAUUAGGCAGAUCGAGGCAUGGGUCCGCGUCACCCGGACUCCCUGUGCCCAACAAGCCUUGCUGCUGUACCAGAACUUGAAGGGGCGUGCGUGGAUCGAGGCUGAGGAACUUGAGGUCGCUGAACUUUGUGUACCUGAUGGCGUGGAGAAGUUCAAGGCCUGGGUUGCGGAGCGCUACCAAGAGAUCGAGGUGGGCAAAAUCGCAGAGGCCCUCAACGGUUUCUUCAGGAAGCUACGUCGGGGCCCCAACCAGUCAGUGCGAGAGUUCAACGCGACCUUCGAUCGGGCCUAUGCGAGGUUGGUUGAGAUCGAAUGCAAGCUCCCUGAGACGGCCCGAGCUUGGGCAUAUUUGAGCGCCCUCUCCUUGUCGCACUCGGAGGAGCUGGCGAUCCUCGGCAGCGUGAACAAUGAGUUCGUGUGCUCCAGGCUACAACGUGCUGCGGUUCUACACGAGAAAAGUCUUCGCCGCCCCUGGGACAAGGACCACCCGAAGCCGUGGGAUCGCUCCAAGAACAACCUGAAGGUGAACUCUGCCAACAAUGCGGAGCCCAUCCCGGAGGAAGGCGAGAACGACGAUGAAGAUCUCGAGACUGAGGUGCCCCAGAACCCGGGCGAGGAGGAGCUCUACGAGGCGUUCAUGACUGCCAAGGCCCAGUACCGCGAUGCUGUGAAGGGUCGCAACUUGGAGCCGGAAGAGGUGAGAAGGGCCAUCGAAAGCAAAAUCCAGAGUGCGAAACAACGCUCCUUCUGCAGUGUCUGCAAGCAACGCGGCCACUGGUACAAGGUCUUCAUGACGAGUGCAUGGCCCGCUGAGCGAGUUCCGCUGUUGGGGGAGUCUGAUAACUUCCGAUUCGGCGCCUCCCGCAUCUACUCCUCUAACUACGCCAUUGUGGUCUCUUUCAAGGUGGGUUCUUCUUGGGUGCUCGUGAAGGUAGCAAUCAUCCACGGGGACCUCCCGCUCUUGCUGAGUCGAUCCGUUUUGGCCGAGCUAGGAAUGGUCUACAACCUGAAGGAGCACAAGGCGGACUUCGAGCCCGUGCGCGUGACCGGGUAUCCACUGCUCUCGACUCCUACCGGGCAUCCCGCAAUCAGCGUUCAUCCCGGAGGUCAGGGCAUCCCGCCGCAAGCGCGGCCAGACAUGUGGGACGCCAACAAGUGCGUCCGCGGUGAGGUACAGAUCCUUCUCGGUUCGGCAGCAUACAUGGCGGAUUGCAGCGGGGGAGCGGGUCACUGUGAAGCAUUUGUAGCUGCUAAUGCCCUUCCUGAAAGUCGAGAUCGUCAAGCACUGUUUCCCCAGAUAUUUUAUGCCAAGAAGAUUCCCCCCGAAGUGAAGAACCUCCUUAUCAGUGAGACGCUUUCUGUUGAGAACUUCGUGAAGUGGUGGAACCAAACCCGUAUUAUGUCCGAUUUCUGGAUAGAGACACCGUGUUCGAUGGUACGUAUCCAUGUUACUCCUCGGAAGUCUUUGUUCAGUCCGACGAAUUGGGGCACUCAACAGUCUUUGCUGCGAGACAAUCUCUUGAAGGUUCUUGGUAGUAUCAGGGAAACUUUCAGCAUCAGUUGCCGAUCACAGCGUGGUCUCCCCUUGGCAGUUGACUUCUGGAAUGCGAUGCCCACGGAAGCUUCGAACUGUCACCAGUGCCUCUGGGUCGGCCGCACAGUGUUCAAUCGUAGACCGAUUGCCCCAAUUCGAACUCCGCCCGGCCUCUCUGGUGAUGUCGUCGCGCCCAACAUGGAGCUGCGCAGCGCGAUCACCGAGAGCAAGGCGAUCGACAAGGCGGACAAGGGUGUUCCGAAGGGUUUGUCGGGGAUGAAGCUGGCAGACCUCAAAAUGGAGGCCGACCGCAUCGGAGUGAUCUACGACUCCAAGGUAACGAGGGGGACGUUGAUGCGCCACAUCAGAGACUACCACGAGACGCCGGACAACACCAUCAUGCAGAUCGGCCGCUACAAAGGAAAUGCGUUCUUCCAGAUUCCUCGCCAGUAUGCGGAAUGGGCGUGCCGAGAGGAGCGCGAAAACGGGAUCAACAUGAGUGCGGACCUCAAGCGCUUCGUCCUCUGGUACCGCCGGAAGACAGAGGAGAAAGAGACGACGCGCGGACCUUCGCGGCGCGAGAUGAUGGAGGAGCCCGAGCGCUAUGCCAAGGUUCCCUAUCCAGGGUCAGCAUCGUCCCGGUCCUGGGAGGAAGUGUCGGCGAUGAGCUCCGUGGACAAGGACCAGAGGCCACUGACUCCGUCGAGUUCGACAAUCCAGACCCCGACGAAAGCAUCGCCGGCGAAACGCACCGUGGAGAAGGAGACCGCCAAGGAGAGGAUGCACGUGGACCCUCCUUCUCAAGUCCUGGAGGAGAUCAAGGAGGACGCGGGCGAGGACGACGUCGAGGAGCUCUACGAGGAUGCGGCCUUUGCCUACCAUGAGGGCGACGAGGACGAUGCGGAGAUGUGGGACGAGAUCACGGGCGAGAACCAGGACUCCUACGUGUUGUCUCUUGGGUACUACACCUACGGGAACAUGCGUGGGAUCUGUGCGAAUACCUCCAAGUAUGCUUCGCUGUGCCUCUACCUGAAGGAAUACAUCCUUUCGAAACACCCGGAGGCAAAAUGGUCGUCCCUCUCCAUCGCCUUCAACUGCGCUCCCCGAGUACACUCCGACUUCAACAACCUCAAGGGGACCCUCAACUACAUCACGUGUGCCGGCGACUUUACCGAUGGAGGCGGUCUUUGGCAGGAAAAUGGACUCGUCAAAGGAACCGACAUCAUGCUGGACCCCAAGGGGCGAGAGAUGCGUGGAAAAGUGCUAUGUGCCUCUGGCUGCGUGGUUCCUUUCCGCCCUGAACGCUUCCACUCCGCUCAGGAGAGCGACGGCAACUACGACUCUGGGGUUUUCCUCUUCAUGAUCUUCGACAUCUCUCACGUGAUCGCAAGCAGAUUGUCGACCACUCCACCAGCCAAAGAACCAUACCUUUGUGGGAGGAAAAGCUUGUGGAGGAACGCGGCCCGUGCAAGUGCUUUUCUCACUUGGUGCUACCUUCCAUCGGUGGCUCUUUUGGAAAUUGGCGGCUUAGAGCAAACUCUCCUUGCCACCUCGGACUUCAAUUGCUACACCGCCGAGCCAAUCCCUUGGGAAGACAUACCCUACGACGAUGCGGGAGGCCAUGUUGUCAGGAUGCUCAACCAGUCGCGGCCCUCGAUGUUAUGGAUCCAUCCUGCCUCCCCUGACGAGUCCUACGAGGAGGCCAAAUUCUUCGAGGUCGUGGACGUUUGUGGCAGAUGGCAAAUACAGCAGUAUGGGUCAGUCGUGGUUCCGAUAGAUAACCUUUCUGUGGACCUUCGAGGGCGUGUUCUACGACAACUCAAGAACCUGGGCACCGUCAACACCCUCAUCCUCGAUGACAAGACGUGCUAUAAGGCCUCUGCCCCAAGUACCUCUACGAGUUUCAUGGCGGAAGGCGAGUCUGGAAGGGAACUAGGUGAACAGCAACUUCGCGAAGGGGCAGCUGGAAUCACAUUCGACAAGAAAGUACCCAAGGAUGUCGCAGCUGCCCUACGACGACUACACCAGAACCUCGGACAUCCUGCCCGUGAAGACCUGGUUCGUCAUUUGCAUUUGGCCGGGGCCGACAAGGACGUGAUCAAGGCAGCUAAAAGUCUCUCCUGUUCUACAUGCGCGAGGACCAAAGGACCCAAGAGUGCCCGCCCGGCGGCGGAACCCAAGCUACUGGAGUUUGGAGAUGUGGUCGGAGUCGACAUGAUGUAUGACUACGACAUCGACGGCAAGAAGGUCAAGCUCUUCUCCAUUGUCGACCACGCCUCCUCAUACCAAGUCGUGAUACAGGUACCCCGACAGACUGGAGCAGUCCUGGAGAAGAUCUUCGUGAAGCACUGGAUUCAGGUGUUUGGAGCGCCGAAGGUGAUCACUCUCGACCUCGAGCGGGGCAUCCAGGAUGCUUUCGGUCGGCUUGCCGACUGGUUCCACAUCGACCUCCGCACCAGCGCUGGACAGGCCCACUGGCAGUCCGGGUUUACAGAAAGGCACGGAAAGUGGUGGAAGGAGAUCUUCGCGAGGGUGGUCAAGGACCAGACUGUGCGAGGAGACGAAGUGGAGGAAGCCAUCGCAGCAGCAUCCUCCGCGAAGAAUGAACUUCGCCGCCGUUGCGGUUGGGCUCCAUGCCAGAUCGUCUUCGGCAAGAACCCCCGCGGUGACGAGGACCUGAAGUUUGAAGUGGAAGAAGGUGGAGGAGAACUUCUUCGGACCCCGGAUUCGGCCCAACACCGACGCGAGAUCAUCCGGAACUCGGCUAAGAUGGCUUUCUUCAAGUCGCGCGCGGAGGACAAGAUCCGGAGAGGGAUGUCACAAAGGGCGCGCGUGAAACCACGAGACCUCGACAACGGGGCCAUGGUACUGUUCUGGAGGAAGCCAGCCAACAAGAAGACCGGGCUAUGGAAGGGGCCUGGAGUUGUGAUUGGGCGACAAGACAACAACUACUGGAUCUCCCCUAGUGGUCGCUGCUACUUGUGUGCUCCCGAACACCUCCGCAAGGCUCUCCCGGAGGAGGUCGGCGGCAUGUUUGCACUACGCGCUACGAAGGAUGAUCUACUACGCCUGGUGGAGAACAACUACGACGACUCCGCGGGUGAGGACGAUGCCGAGAUCCAGGACAAGGACCUCUUCGAUGCCGUGAUGGACCUCUCCGAGGUGGAGGGAGAAAUCGACGAGGACGAGACCGGCGACAUGGACCUGGAUAAUGGUGACCUACCUGAGGGUGAACCUUCCGCACCUUCUCGAGGCGAUCCACCCCGCGCCGUCCGCAGGAGGUUCUCUACAAAAAGGCCAGAGCCCUACGACCGCCCCGGAGAUGGAGACGACGUCAACGAGACCUACAUGCUUAAGCGGGCCACCACGAAGCGCGGUCGAGACAAGCAGCUCGAGAAGGAGAUUCCGUGGUCUAUGAUACCGGAGUCGAAGCGGCAACUGUUCAUAGAUGCUGAACACAAACAAUGGGAAGAACAUCUUCGUCUCGGAGCUCUUCGACCCCUCAGCCUUGCAGAGAGCGCCGUGAAGGACAAUUCCGGGAGAGUGCUUUCCUCGAGGUUUGCAUAUCGCGAUAAGAACCUUGCACGGAGACGAACCGACCCAUCGGUCGAAUGGAAGGCAAAGUCGCGGCUUGUGGUGUCUGGGCAUACGGACCCGGACAUAGUUUCCGGAGCUUUGCGGACGGAUUCUCCUACGGUGUCCCGCACGGCUGUCAUGACACUGCUUCAGUUGGCCGCCUCGCAAUUCGACGCCGGAUGGGGCGUGGCAGCCGGCGACGUCACCGCAGCGUUCCUCAACGGUGAGAAGUUGGACCGCGAACUAUAUCUACGACAACCAAAACACGGACUUCCCGGACUCCACCCAGAUCAACUUAUAAAAGUCGAGAAAGGGGUAUUCGGUUUGAUCGACAGCCCUCGAAAGUGGUGGAAAAAGUUCAAGAAGGACAUCCAGGAGAUGACCGUCGACCUACCCGAAGGAAAGAAGGGGAAGUUCUUCGCGUCACCUUUGGAUCCUUGCGUGUUCCAGCUCAUCGAGCUGGACGAGGAAGGAAGACGGGGCGACGGGCGUCCCAUCUGCUAUGCGGCUGUGCACGUGGAUGACAUCCUACUUGUUGGACCCCACGCCCUCCGAGUUUCCGUCCAAGAACAACUUUCCGGAUGUUUUCCUGUCGAAGAGUGGGAAGAAGAUGUCUUUGAUUUUAUCGGUUCCCAUAUUGAGACCCGGCCUGAUGGAAUCUUCGUUUCCCAGUCCUCCUAUGCCACCAACAGACUCUUCGAGAUCUACAUCGACCCGAAGGCACCCGGUGAUGCCCUAGCUGACGCCGAGCAGGUCGCCGACAACCGCUCCCUGGUGGGUGCCCUCUCGUGGCUGGCCUCACAAUCCAGGCCAGAUUUGGCUUGUGGGGUUUCAAUGUGUCAACAACUACAAGCCAGACCUACUAUUGAGGAUGUCCGGCUCACGAACACCAUGGCAAAGCGCGCGCUGCUUCACAAGGACGAAGGGAUCCUCUUGGCGAAGAUCCCUCUCGAGGAAAUGGUGGUCACUGUGUUCCACGACGCUGGAUGGAGCAACGCGCCGGACUUCAACGAGGAUCCCGUCUACUUCCUGUGUCCAGAAGACGAGGAGGCCGGCUUGAUCGUUGAGGGGCCCUGGAUCAACAAGUCCCGGAAGACCAAGAAAAGGAACUCGAGCGUUGCUUCCCAAUUGGGCGCUCUGGUCAUGCUGUGCGGCAAGGACGGGAUCAACUCCAGUGGAGCUCCGGCCAGCAUCCUCGAAUGGCGCUCCCAUGCUUGUGACCGGGUAUGUAGAUCAACUUUUGGUGCCGAGACCAUGGGAUGCAUUGAAGGCUUCGAGCUUGGCCAGUAUGUGAGGGCAAUGAUCGACUCCUUCCUCACUGGCAAGAUCACCCGCGAUGCUGGAAAGAACAUCCCGAUGUUGGGAGUGACCGACUGCCGGUCCCUUUACGACCACAUGCACCGUGAUGGACUACCUCGUACACCUUCCGACCGAAGGCUAGCGAUAGACAUUGCCUGCCUGAGACAGACGCUGAAGGAAGAGACUCCUGAUUGCGAUGAUGCUAGGGCUCCACUUGUUUGGGUACCCACCCAUUUGCAAAGAGCGGAUAUCCUCACCAAGCCCAAAGUCGCUAGCGAUUGGUGGCCUCUUUCCGGGCGACUGAGUCUCCUGUAA